UGCUGCCAAGUCUACCUUCCUCCCCCUUUCAUCUGCCCUGAUACCCAUUUAAGAUGUGCUGUAGACGAUGAGCAUCCUUUCACGCUCGUCCCAGUCGACGUCGACGCGCGUACUUGCCCUCGCUGCCAUCUAUGCCCUCAUCCUCAUCUCCUUUCCCUACGCCAGACAUCUCACCGCCGUCAGCCGACUUCCCAUUGACUCUGAGGCGAUCCAGACCUGGACUCAGCUGAAUCGCAAGACUGGCUGUCCUGCUCAGAUACCCGCAUCAAUAGGUAUCUCGUAUGGGACACUCGAUGGAGAUGAGCGGGGAACCUGGUCGGCGGAAACACGCAGCCAGACUGCAGCGCUUCUCCAGCUGGCCAGCGAGGGCAACGAUCGCAGUCAUGCCGCCGCAAGCAGGUGGUGUGUUCAGUGGCAGGUCAGCUGGACGCUCACCCGGCAUGACAGCGACGUCACACCUGACUUCAGUUACCGGAUAGACGGUUCAGGGGCUGGUGAAGAUAUCGGCUCAGGGACUCCACUGGUGCUCAAUUUGACCGAGCCUCUCACGAACUUCUCUCCUCACUCGGUUGCCUCGGCAUUGGCGAAGCGGAUAGCUUUCGACCUCGAUCUGCCUUACAAACACUUGCUGAUGCAAGGCGCAGCUGAGAGCAGUCGGACGAGCGACAACGGGGCAGAUGGCGAUUGGGACAUUGCGGCACCGGCCGCCGCUUCCCAGGCUGCUGCUCAAGGUGUUCAUACCGCCCCACCCGCCUCUGACUCAUCUGCUGUUGCUCGUCUGCGUGACUACGUCGAACAGGACGAGGGAGAUCUACAAGUUCGAGGAUUUUCUCUAGGAGACGAAGAUACUUUCCAUGAGGCUUACUCGCAAGACAGACCCUUUGACCUGCCAUCGCGCCUCCUGCUCCACUUUCAUCUCCUCAACGAAGACCUUGCGCUGGACAACUCUACCCAACCUCCGCUCGGUCAAGGGUUCAGAUCUCAAAUACGAGGGCAGCUGAAGAGCCUACAAUGUCAACUCGAGAGCCUCACCACCCUAGGCUAUACUGCGGACUGGGGCGUUGGGAAGGUGGCGAGAGGGAUCAAAUGGGAGGACAUCAAUUGGACGGCCAAUCGGACUUGGGAGGAGCAGGUCGAGAUCGAGGAAGAGAGAGAGGUUGAAUGCGAGCUCGAGGCCGCCCUCGAAGAGGAUGAAGGGACCGAGUCCGCAGACGAAGAUGAUGAAGAAGGAACCUAUGCUCCUCCUGCGCAGUCACCGGUGUCACGUCCAAUGUGCGUGGAGCGAUACAACUCUACCACAAGUGUUCCGCGGAGCGAAGCGAUCGAGAAGCGAGCUUACUACCUCCCUCAGGAUCAGAUGGAGACAUUUGUGGACGAAAGUGGAUGGGGCCUCGACAGUCAGCAAGGAGCAGGCCAGGGCGGAACCUACGCCCCGUUUCCCUUCCUCUUCGAGCAGGGUCUGGACACAGGAGAUGAGGAUAGUGGGAUAGCAGCAGAUGCUACCACGCUGCACUUCGUCUUGUACAACCCAUCUAGUGAGCGCCGUCCAGUCGUCUACGGCGGGGAGCAAGACCCCUACGAGGAUCUAUCUGAGCCUGCGACAACGCCCGCUUCAGAAGGUAGCCUUCUCGAAGGAGAUGACAAGCCGGUCACCUCUCCCGAGGAAGCGCGAUGGCGCUCUCUCGUCAAGAUUGCGGAAGAUCAAGAGGGCAAGGAAGAGACGUGGGGUUGGGUUGUCCCGUCCUGGGGAGGCGUGGUGAUGCUCCCCUCCCACCAAGACACAUACAGCGAGGUAGCCGAGCUCGUAGAGCGUCAGCUCCUCACCUUGCUAGGUCUUCCAUUAGACCAAGGGUCUGAGCAGCAGCAGAGGCAAGUCACCUUCCACCUCAAGCGUCUCACGAUCCUCAACAGGCUCAGAGACGCAAUCGAUACACUCGAGAGCGUGCACAGCUCCCUGUCCAAGCUGUCCAACCUAGAAGUCGGCACUUCAGUGCAGUCCUCCGUCGAAUCAAGUCUGCAAGCACUGCAGCGCAUCUCUACCUCUACCUCUCCAGAGUCAGCAUCAGCAUCCAGUUCCAAGUGGAGCUCGAGCCUUAGCUGGUCAGAACUUUCCUCCCUCUCCCUGCUGGCCAAAUCCUCUGCCUCUCUAGCAUUCUACAACCCACGCAUGGUGGGACAACUCUACUUUCCCGUAGAACAUCGCUACGCCGUCUUUACGCCCUUGUUUGGCCCGCUGGCGGUCCCGCUGCUGCUGGCUGCUGUCAAGGAGGUGAAGAAGAUUGUGCAGAAGAGGAGGAGGAGGGCAAAGAAGACGGCGAAGUCCAGGAAGGAGAAGGAGAAGGAAAAGGGCCAUUGAGGUCUGGGACUACGAAAGGAAUUUUUGUGCGAAGUGGCUGAUAUAGUACAUGUGUGA
Messenger RNA from Microstroma glucosiphilum, 2413 nucleotides. RefSeq lists its product as hypothetical. The coding region runs from base 68 to 2356 and encodes 762 amino acids. Gene Ontology annotation, biological process: attachment of GPI anchor to protein. Gene Ontology annotation, cellular component: GPI-anchor transamidase complex. The transcript has a single exon. NCBI's taxonomy places the organism in Eukaryota, Fungi, Basidiomycota, Exobasidiomycetes, Microstromatales, Microstromataceae. The record is from RefSeq and is a predicted model, not a curated record.